Diorhabda sublineata is the source of this 1553-nucleotide messenger RNA. RefSeq names its product microfibrillar-associated protein 1 (gene Mfap1). Gene Ontology annotation, molecular function: RNA binding. Bases 145 to 1473 code for a protein of 442 amino acids. NCBI's taxonomy places the organism in Eukaryota, Metazoa, Arthropoda, Insecta, Coleoptera, Chrysomelidae. Gene Ontology annotation, cellular component: U2-type spliceosomal complex. The record is from RefSeq and is a predicted model, not a curated record. Gene Ontology annotation, biological process: mRNA splicing, via spliceosome. The transcript is spliced from 3 exons.
AUUAUCAAAAUGUCAAAUACGUCAAAUAUCAAUAUGGGUAAUGUUUACUGUGUAAAAUGUUUUGAUUAAUAAUUAGUCUUCAAAUUGAAAUAAUUGUUAAUAAUAUUAUUAGAUAGUGUUAAGUUAUUUUAAUAAAACUUCAAGAUGAUGAAUCCACAGUCGACUUACGCUAUCCAAAGUACUGCCGGAGCUGUGCCUGUUAGAAAUGAAAAAGGUGAAAUUUCUAUGCAGAAAGUUAAAGUACAUCGUUACAUAUCCGGAAAACGGCCAGAUUACGCCCAAGAUGCACAUUCUGAUAGUGAUUCUGGCGAAGAGGAUUUUUUGGAAAAAAGGAAUAUCAUAAUUGCACCUCCUUCUCCAGAACCUACCAAAGACGAUGAAGAAUUGAAUGAUCCCCGUUUAAGAAGAUUAAAAAUUUUAGAAGCCGAAACUGAAGUUAGACCAGAAAGAAGACGACAUAUUCUUCAACCAGAAGUAUUAGAAUCAUCUGAAGAAGAAGAUGAAGUGGAAGAAGUACACUUACCGGAACACAAGCACACACUUGAAGCUGGUCCGGAUGAAGAUGAAUCCGAAAAUGAACUUAGUGAUAGUGAAAUUGAGAAAAGGAGAGAAUUAAUGAGGAAAAAAAUGUUGAAUAAACAAGAUGAGGAAUUUAUGUUGAAAGAAGACGAAAUUAAGGACGAUUCUUCUGAUGAAUCUUCCGAGUAUGAAGAAUAUUCUGAAUCUGAAGAAGAAACAGGUCCACGAUUGAAACCGGUGUUUGUAAGGAAGAAAGAAAGGAUAACUAUAAUAGAAAAAGAAAAAGAAUUACAAAAACAGAAAAAAUUAGAAGAAGAAGCACAAAAGAACGCCGAAGAACGUCGAAGACAAACAUUACGAAUGGUGGAAGAUUCCAUACGUAAAGAACUAACAAAAGACAAACCUCAUGAGCCACAUAUUGACGACGUUUGUACCGACGACGAAAACGACGAAGUGGAAUAUGAAGCAUGGAAGUUGCGCGAAUUGAAAAGGAUAAAGCGAGAUCGAGAAGAAAGAGAAGCGUUGGAAAAAGAAAAAUUGGAAAUAGAAAAAUUAAGAACAAUGACAGAAGAGGAAAGGAGGAUCCACUUGAGGUUGAUACCAAAAGCGGUGACGAAUAAAGCAGUGAAGGGAAAAUACAAAUUUUUGCAGAAAUAUUAUCACAGGGGGGCGUUUUAUUUGGACAAAGAGGACGAGGUGUAUAAGAGGGAUUUCGCACAAGCCACGCUGGAAGACCACUUCGAUAAAACGAUUCUACCAAAAGUUAUGCAAGUUAAGAAUUUCGGAAGGUCUGGUAGGACUAAAUACACUCAUUUGGUGGAUCAGGAUACGACUAAGUUUGAUUCGCCGUGGUCGGUGGAGAAUUCGCAAAAUAUCAAAUUUCAUUCGCAGCAAGCAGGGGGAGUUAAACCGGUGUUUGAAAAACCGUCACUCAAGAAGAGAAAAACGCAAUAGGGUGUCCAUUUGCACCUAUAUAUGCGAAUGUAUAUAGAUAUUAUUAUGGUUAAGUAAUAUAAUUUUAAAUGAAAGACUGA